Messenger RNA from Heteronotia binoei (common prickly gecko), 1935 nucleotides. RefSeq names its product CD164 molecule like 2 (gene CD164L2). Gene Ontology annotation, cellular component: cytoplasmic vesicle. The transcript is spliced from 6 exons. Bases 5 to 640 code for a protein of 211 amino acids. Lineage: Eukaryota; Metazoa; Chordata; Lepidosauria; Squamata; Gekkonidae. The record is from RefSeq and is a predicted model, not a curated record.
GCGCAUGCGCUCCGGGGCUCGGUCCCUGCUGCUCCGCGAGCUGCGUUCACUUCCCAGCCGGUCGCGACGGCUCGAGUGCAAAAGGCGCUUUUUUGCAAGGAGAGGAGCGAUGCUGGCGGCCGGCGCCUGGGAGCUGCGCGCGGCGCUGGGGUGCGCUCUGCUUUGCGCCCUCGCCGCGCUCCCGAGCCGGGCAGGAGAAUGCAAAGAUCUGGAGUCCUGUGAGAAAUGCAUUGAGGGAGAAGCAUCCCUGAACAUCACCGACUGUGUGUGGAUGUUCUGCAGAGAAUCCAAAGAGAAGCAAGGUAGUGGGAGCUGCGUAGGGAAGGGCGAGCCUGCCAAGGAAAAGUGCUCCUUUUACAACAUCACUUCCAUGUGUGAAGCACCAAAAAUGACCACCAAGGAGCCGCCACACCCAACAACUAAAGAGCCCCCAAAGCCAUCAACAAAGAAGCCAGAGAUCCUCACCCCUGGUACAAUGGCCAGCCCUCCACUAACCGGUUCCCCGGAGUUUCACCCUGCGGGCUUUGACUCUGCAAGCUUCAUUGGCGGGAUUGUCCUGGUACUCAGCAUCCAAACUGUCAUCUUCUUUGUCAUCAAGUUCCUCCGCUCAAAGGACAGCACCUAUCAGACACUGAUCUGACGGCUGAUCUUCAGGGAGCUGGCUUGAUGUGUUUCUCUCGCCUGGGAGGAGUAGAUGGAGAAGAGGCCGCCUGUCUGGCCAUAUUUGGAGCCAUGAUCCUCUCUUGUUUCCUUCAGAUGGAGCUGCUUGAAGCAGAAGAUCUGCUGCAGAUUUAGGCAACCUUUUGCCAUAAUGGGUACAGCUCAGUUUAGUUGUGAGGGCCCUUUCGACUUGCUGCAGAAAUGUUACAAAACAUACAUAAGACCUCUUUCACUAGCAAGUUCAAGGCAGGAGGGACUUCUAUCUGCUUCGUCUUUGGGUAGAUGUCACUCUGUGUGGGUAAGAACUUCUUUGACCAAUUAGAAAUGCUUCUGUAUGACCUUGGGUUGCCAGUUCUGGGUUGGGAAAUACUUGGAGAAUUUGGGGGUGGAGCCUGGAGAUGGCACAGCUUGAGGAGGGGAGGAGCCUCAGAUUGGUACAAUGCCCUCGAGUUCACCCUCCAAAGCAGCCAUUUUCUCCAGGGAAACUGGUUUCUAUCAUCGUGGAUCACUUGUAAAAGCAGGAGACCUCCAGGCCCCACAUGGAGGUUGGCAACCCUCUGGCCUGGUUUAAUUAUUUUUACUUUGAAGCUGCAGGGACACACACUUUCAUCAUACCUCCUACACUGAGUUUGUUUUUAAAAUAUGAAGGCCUUCUCCCCUCCCGAUGUAAUAAGCAUGGCUAAAUUUAACCCAUUUGCAGGUGUCUGCUGCUGGCCCUCAUGAUUUUCUGAGCUUUUAAUUUAUUCUUGCUUUGUCCCUCUGCAUAAUGUGAUCCAUGCCUAAUCCACAGUAUUCCAAGCUUGGUUCUGUCAGUAAAAUACAGGUUGGGGGGCUUUCCCGCCCUAAUGAAGAAAUAGAACCCUACCCCAAAAGUUAAAUAUCCAAUGAAACUGGAGCUGCUCUAGUUUAUAAGUAGAGGAAUACAAGACCAAGACACUUUUAAAAUAAUCAAUGUCUUAUAAACAUGUCCAGAAGCUCCGGGUAAAUGCUUAGUCCUAGUGUGAGAGAUGUUGCACAGGAGCUGAUAAGGGGACUGUUAUACAUUCUCAGAGCGGGGAGGAGAGGAACGCUGGACUUUGCUUCUGUUAGGGAAACUGUGGUGGGAUGCUGGCUGGUUAUGCCAAACCCUCCACACGUCGGUCUUCUUGGAAGCUGCCUGCCUGCUGAGAAUGGAUCUUGCCAAGACUCUGGACUUUGAGUCGUCCCUCUGGACUGGAAUAGUGACGGACGCAGAAGGAUCUCUCUAAUAAAAAGAUAUUGGUGGGUUUUUGCUUU